Molecule: messenger RNA, 1383 nt
Organism: Nematostella vectensis (starlet sea anemone)
Lineage: Eukaryota; Metazoa; Cnidaria; Anthozoa; Actiniaria; Edwardsiidae
Exons: 2
Coding region: 1-576 (191 amino acids)
Source: RefSeq, a predicted model, not a curated record
AUGGGAAAGUCAGCUGAGAGUAAGGAGAAGACAAAGCGGGACCUCAUCAAAAGGUUAACUACUUUGGAAGACUCGCUAAAGGAGAGAGAUGGAAAGAUUCUGGAGUUGGAGGGACAGUUAGAUGUGGCCUUCAAUAAAAUAAAAGUUGUAGUAGGAGAGCUUCAAAGAAUAGAUAACGACCUCAUACAAAACGUAAACGACAGCGACGAGCUCCGGGAACGGACGGAAGAAUGUGAACGGCGACAAGCGAAUAAUACGGACGAGUUGGUGAGACAAAGCUUAUAUAGUCGAAGGUGGAAUUUGAUAGUGUACAAAUUGACGGAGGCCCCAGAAGAAGACUGCGAAAAAUUAGUAAAAGGCGAGCUAGUAAGACGGUUGAAGUUGGGAGCGAAAGAAGUUGAAGAGAUGAAGCUGUGUGGUGUUCACAGGCUAGGGAAACAAAGCCGCGGAAAGAUAAGGCCAAUCAUAUUGCGUUUCACCUGCAGAGCAGACCGUGAAAAGGUAUGGAAGGCGAGAUACAACCUGAAGGGUCAGACGAUAAGUAUUGGCGAAGAUGUUACAAGGCAGCGGCAAUAAUCGGCGAUAAGCUUCUAGUAGACGGCAAGAUGUAUAAUCACUAUGAUAUACUGCGACACUGGAAAUUAAGCCAAGAAGCUUCAGCUAACUGGUCUGUAGAUUCUAAUACACAAGAGCAAAUUAAAGCCCAACCAGUAGAUGUUUAGAAAAUUCUAGUGAAGCAUUGGAGUUUUGACUUUAUGACAUUUCAUAUGUACCGGGCCAUCUCAUAUGGCGGUUGGUCUCGUGAAAACCGUUCUUUAAAAAUGUCCUGUGUAAGUUAUAUGCGUCUUGUGUUAUUCUUUGUUAACUGUGUAUAUUAUCUUGUUUUGUAUCAGUUCAUGAGUUUUGAUUCACAGCACAUACCCACCCCAUACCCCAUCCGAAUAUUAAGCGUUUUUGUAUAUUUAAUUGGAAAUGGCUAAUGAAUUUGAAUCUAGUUUGCUGUCACUUAACAUUAGAGUCCUAAGAGAUUAUAAGAAAUGCAGAAAAAUUGGCUAAUUAAACACAACGAAGAUUAUGGUGUCAGUUUUUUGCAAGAAACACACAGCUCUCCGGAUUUGGAGGAAAAUUGGAAGAGGCAAUUUAGAGGGGAAAUUUUCAUGUCUCAUGGUAGUACAGAAAGUAAAGGUGUAGCAAUAUUGUUUGGCAAAAAUCCACAAUAUAAAAUAUUGGAAACAAUUGUUGAUAGCGGAGGUCGAUUCCUUGUUUCGCAUUGUGAAAUUCAAGAUCAAGAAUUUAUAUAGAUAAUUUUUUAUGCAUCAAACAAAGAAAAAGACCAUGUAGAGGCAAUUAAGAAUUUGUAUGAAAAGAUACAAACAAUAAAUG